GCCAAACAACGACGACUUCGAUAGUCAGGAUUGAUCCUCUACACUAGUUGACAUUCCAGAAUUUAAUUUUGAUUCAUCAAUAGAAGGCAUAUCAGUAAACAAAGAGAAUGUAAACAAUCCUCGGGAUAUGUUUGAUAUUGUUUUUCCUAAACAUUUCGUCGAUUAUAUUGUGCAAUGUACAAAUGCCUAUGGUAAUAAGUUGUGUUCUACUAACAGACCCCACACCAGACAUAGUCGAAGGGCUGUAUUUCGAGAGACUAAUAAUGAAGAAAUAUUGAAAUUUUUGGGUCUAUGUUUGCUGAAAGGACAUGUUAAAUGCCCUAAACAACGUAACCUGUUUACCUACACAAAUCAUUUGUAUUAUCACCCAAUUUUUACAUAUGUUAUGUCUGCUAGAAGACAUGAGCAAUUAUUGCGUUGUCUUUACGCUUCUGAAGUUGAUGCUAAGGGAUCAAGAAAAAUAACUCCGUUUAUUGACACAGCUACAGCACAUUUUCAAAAGAUUUACAAUGCUGGUAAAAAACUUUCUUUAGACGAAUCUUUACUUCUAUUCCGAGGGCGAUUGCAAUUUCGUCAAUAUAUUAAAUCUAAAAAGGCUCGUUACGGUAUCAAGUUCUAUGAGCUCACAACGUCGGAUGGAUAUGUCUUGAAUAUUUACAUGUAUUGUGGUAAAGAAAAUCUAGAAGAAAACAUUUCAAAGACUGAAGACCUAGUUUUGAGGCUAAUGCGACCUUACCUUUUGAAGGGACACCAUUUAUAUAUGGACAACUUUUAUAACUCUGUUAGCUUGUGCAAGAAAUUACUCGGUUUGAGAACUCACACUGUUGGAACGUUGCGGUCAAAUAGGAAAGGUAAUCCUGACAGUAUUGUAAAGAAAAAAUUAAAGAAAGGUGAACACGUUUGGGUCCGAAAGAACAAUGUUUACGUAUCUAAAUGGAGGGAUAGUCGCCCUGUCCUGAUGAUUUCUACAAACACUCAUCCUACAAUGGUUGAAGUACAAAACAGAUUUGGAAGAAAGAAGAUGAAGCCUCUUGAGGUGGCGACUUAUAAUAAUCAUAUGUCAGGAAUUGAUCGCUUAGACCAAAUGGUCUCUUAUUAUUCAAGCCCUAGAAAAACAAUUCGUUGGUAUAAAAAAGUAUUAUUUCAUCUUUUAGACAUAUCAGUGUGGAAUGCAUAUUUUUUGUACAAAAAAUACAAAAAAAAUAAUGACAAAAGUUAUGAAUUUAUUAUUUUUAGAGAGGAAUUGAUAAAAGACUUGAUAAAACUCGAUACUAAUAUAAAUGUAAAGGACUUGGUCAACAAGAAAAGUAUGCAUUACAACAGGCUACACAAUAAUAUACCAGCAAUUGAGCGUAAUGAGAGAUCUUUAGAUAGAAUGAAGGGCCACUGGCCUGAACGAAUUGAAUCUAAUCCUGGCAGCAAGAAAAAAUAUGCUUUUUUAAAAUGCCGUGUUUGUUCCAAAGAUGGAAAACGCGUAGAAACUAGUUACCGUUGCAAAGGAUGUCCACAAAACCCUCCACUUUGUCCAUCUUGCUUCGAGGCCUGGCAUAACGAAAUUAAUUUAUAAUAACAUAAUUACCAGUAAUUUCUAAGGUCAUUUUGUUUACUAAUUUUUUAUUAUGAAAGUUGAUUUAUUAUGAGUAAAAGUUUCGUACCUACCUAAUUAUUAAUUAACAUUAUUAUUGAUCUCACACUCCUAAGAUUGUUUUGUUAUAAGAAAGUUGAUUUAUUAUAAGUAAAUGUUUAGUCGCUAAUUAUAGUUCAACAUAUAAUUGAU
Molecule: messenger RNA, 1777 nt
Organism: Danaus plexippus (monarch butterfly)
Lineage: Eukaryota; Metazoa; Arthropoda; Insecta; Lepidoptera; Nymphalidae
Product: piggyBac transposable element-derived protein 4
Exons: 1
Coding region: 128-1567 (479 amino acids)
Source: RefSeq, a predicted model, not a curated record